AUGUAUUUCUGUCUGUCUGUCUGUGUCCGUCCAUCCGUCCUUCUGUCUGUCUGCCUUCUUGUAUCUGUCCGUCCGGUCUGUACGUCCGCCCGUCUUCCUGCCACUCAGAUCAGGACCACUCAUCCUGAAUGCUCCAUUGUCCUCCACCUCUUGGAGAAAGAGGGCAAGUGCAAACUCCAGAUGAGGAACACCAAGGCACUGUCCUUGUCAACUCCUAAGAACACUACAGGUUGUCUGGUGGAGUGGGAUGGUGUGAGCUGCUGGCCCGCAGCCCUAAAUGGGGAGAGCCUCUCUGUAUCGUGUCCUCUGAUCCUCUUGAAGCCAGACUCUCCCCCAGCUCUCAUCACACGCAACUGCACACCCCAAGGAUGGAGUAAGCCAAGCUUGCCCUAUUACAAAGCCUGUUACUUUGAGGACAGCAGUGAAGAAGAGGAGGAGACUGGGGAUAAGCAAAAUUACUUUGCUACGGUGAAGAUCAUCUAUACUGUGGGCUAUGGAGUGUCGCUGGCAUCUCUCUUCAUUGCCAUUCUGGUCUUCUGUAUCUUCAGGAAGCUGCUGUGCAUCAGGACCUCCAUCCACCUCAACCUGUUUUCCACCUUCAUCCUCCGUGGCCUGGCCGUGUUUGUUAAGGACGCCGUACUGUUUGCAGACGAGAGCAUGGACCACUGCACUGUCUCAACGGUAAAGUGUAAAGCAGCGGUGACUUUCUUCCAGUACUGUGUCUUGGCCAACUUCUUCUGGCUUCUUGUAGAGGGCUUGUACCUGCAAACUCUGCUGGUAUUCACCUUUGCGCAGAAGAGAAAACUCUUCUGGUUGUACACUGGCAUAGGCUGGGGCACUCCCUCAGUGACCAUCAUAAUUUGGACCCUGCUGAAGAGUCAGUUUGACAAUGAAGGAUGCUGGGACAACCUUGACAGUGCCUUGUGGUGGAUCAUCAAAACUCCCAUCCUCUUAUCUGUCUUUAUCAACUUCGUGGUGUUUGUGAACAUUAGUAGGAUCAUCAUUCAGAAGACCAAGGCCACUGACCAGAAUGGAAGUGAGGGACUUCAGGUCUACAGGAGACUGGCGAGAUCCACCCUUCUUCUCAUCCCUCUGUUUGGAGUGCACUAUGUGGUCUUCGCCCUCUUACCUGAACAUGUGGGUGUAGGGGCCCGACUCUCCCUGGAACUGGUCCUGGGCUCCUUCCAGGGGUUUAUAGUUGCAUUGUUGUACUGCUUCUUGAAUGGGGAGGUACAAAAUGAAAUUCGAAAGGCGAUGAAGGGGUGUCGUUCUCAGACAGAAAACAAUGUCUUCAAUCUGGCAACCCAGGACUAUGUAGACUAG
Messenger RNA from Salvelinus namaycush (lake trout), 1323 nucleotides. It is a transcript of the gene ghrhr2, whose product is annotated as growth hormone releasing hormone receptor 2. Gene Ontology annotation, molecular function: peptide hormone binding; vasoactive intestinal polypeptide receptor activity; G protein-coupled peptide receptor activity. Bases 1 to 1323 code for a protein of 440 amino acids. Gene Ontology annotation, cellular component: plasma membrane. Gene Ontology annotation, biological process: adenylate cyclase-modulating G protein-coupled receptor signaling pathway; cell surface receptor signaling pathway. The transcript is spliced from 12 exons. Lineage: Eukaryota; Metazoa; Chordata; Actinopteri; Salmoniformes; Salmonidae. The record is from RefSeq and is a predicted model, not a curated record.